AUGAAUCAGGGAAUUUGGAAAAUUUACAAGAGCAAGGUGUUAAAAAGUUUCACAGCUGAAGAAGAAGAAGAAGAAAUCAAGGAGCAGAACAAUGACACAGUGAUGGACAUGAGCACAGAGGAAGGUUCCAGUCCUGUCUCACUGUUGGCAAAAAAGGUACAAGGGGCCAGUGCAAAGGGUUGGAAAUGUAUGUCCUCACUCUUCAACAAGGAUGAUGAACACAAGUUACUCCCAGCCGAGAACACCACCCCAGUUGAACAUGUCCUUUCAGAACCGGCACCAAAAGAGCCCAGACCCGAGAGGAAACUGACCGGGUUCUGGGAUGUCUUCGCCACCCGGUGGAACCAGGUGUCCGAGGGCAGCGAUGGCACAGACGCGAGCUCUGGAGAGGGGGAGGCUGCAAGUGCCACACACAGCGAGGGCGGCGGCAUGGACAACUCAUGCAGUUCUGGCCAGUACACCAACCUGGAGGAGCCCAGCGACCCUGGCUUCAAGUGGAGCUUUGUAACCAGCAAGCUGGCGGAACUGAAAAAUAAAAGUAUGCAAAAAAGCAAUUAG
Pristis pectinata (smalltooth sawfish) is the source of this 558-nucleotide messenger RNA. RefSeq lists its product as uncharacterized. Gene Ontology annotation, biological process: spermatogenesis. The record is from RefSeq and is a predicted model, not a curated record. The transcript is spliced from 4 exons. Bases 1 to 558 code for a protein of 185 amino acids. Lineage: Eukaryota; Metazoa; Chordata; Chondrichthyes; Rhinopristiformes; Pristidae.